AUGUCUUUUGGAGAACCUACAGACCUGGGCUUGAAUGCGAAGCGUAAGGCGGUCAAGUUGACUGGCUUGCCUCUCGUUGCCCUCAGCUUCCAGACGCUUGGAAUCAUCUACUCCGAUAUUGGAACGUCUCCUCUUUAUGUCCUGAAUGGUAUCUGGCCAGCGUCAGGUCCUGUUCCCCCAACGGAAGACGUUAUUGGGGGCAUCAGUGCCAUUAUAUGGUCCCUCACCCUCCUCCCACUGUUAAAAUAUGUGUGCAUCUCUCUGUACUUCGGCACCAAAGAAGGAGAGGGAGGCUCUUUUGCAUUAUACCAAGGCUUAUAUCCUCCCAAAGAAGUUGACGUUGAUUCGGAUCGUACACUCACUGGAGAAACUCUUAAUGGAGAAGAGAGACAGAAACCCAGCACUUUUAAGGAGAAAAUUCGUUGGCCGUUGCUUCUAUGGUGUCUGUUUGGUACCGCUUUAACCAUGGCAGAUGGUAUCUUCACUCCUGCCGUGUCGGUCACUAGCGCUGUUGCCGGAAUCGGGGUUGCUAAACCAUCUGUUGUUGGUGAUAUCACCGGAAUAUCUAUUGCUUUCUUGAUUGCAUUAUUCCUCGUACAACAAUUUGGAACUGCGCGUUUGUCGUUUUUGUUCUCGCCGGUUGCUUUUCUAUGGUUCCUCCUCCUCCUCGGAACUGGUAUCUACAAUACAACGUUCUACCCAGGAAUCUUCCGUGCAUUCGACCCUUCCCGUGCGGUUUUGCUAUUCGUCAGGACAAAGGAUUAUGACCUCCUUGCUGGAAUUUUGCUGGCAGUGACAGGGUGUGAAGCCAUGUUUGCAAACCUUGGACAAUUUAACGCUGCAUCAAUACGACUAUCAUUCUGUAUCUUCGUCUAUCCCGCAUUGAUAUUUGCGUAUCUGGGUCAAGGGGCCCGCCUCAUUGUUGGUGGAGAGGCGAUUCUUCCCAACAUGUUUUACACUACCAUUCCCGGACCAAUUAAUGGUCCUCUCUACUGGAUCAUGUUUGUCUUCGCUGUGCUUGCUACGCUCAUCGCAUCUCAGGCUCUUAUUACCGCCACAUUCAGUCUUGUCCAGCAAGUUAUCAAUAGCAAGGCCUUCCCUCCUAUUAAGAUGCUCUACACUUCGGAGACUAUCCAGGGUCAGGUAUAUAUCCCUGCCAUCAACUGGAUUCUGUUGAUCGCCACUGUCGUCAUUGUCGGAGUAUUCAAAAAUCUCGCUAACCUGACCAAUGCAUAUGGCUUUGCCGUCGCCACUGUUAUGAUAUCCACAAGUUUGCUUUUGUCCAUACAAAUGUUCUAUGUCAAACACUGGCCGAUUAUUGUUGGUAUUUGCUAUUUCCUGACAUUUGGAUUCUUCGAUGCUCUUUUCUGGGGAGCGGCAUUCAAAAAGGUUCCACACGGUGCAUGGGUACCUCUGCUCAUUGGAUGUGUCCUAGAGUUGAUCAUGGUUCUCUGGGUAUGGGCUAAGUCACACGAAGACAAUUUUGAUGGAAAGAACCGCAUGAACCUUCGACACUUCAUCCACCAAACAUCGAAGAAUGGUCACAGUCUCGAUGACGACAGCGGAUCGGAGGACAUGUCGUAUUACUUUUUAGGGAAGGAAUUACCUUCGGAUGAUGCCAAAUUUGCUGAUGAGAAACACGUUGAUAUACAUGAGCUCCAGAGAGGUGAUGGCAAGAUUGACGAGAAACACAGCGAGAAGAAGGAGCUUCAGAGAAUACCCUCAUGUGCCGUUUUCCACAAGAUUGCGUCUGGCCCUGGUGUUCCUCAUACAUUUAUUGGAUUUAUUCGACAGUGGCCUGCUCUUCCCCGAGUCGUCAUUUUCCUCUCAGUCUGCGUUGUUCCAACUGCUCGGGUUCCCAAAGAAGAGAGAUAUGUUGUGACUAAAGUUCGCACCAUUGAGGGCUUUUACGGUGUCACCUACUAUAUUGGGUUCCGGGACGAUUUCGACGUGAAGAUCAACGACUUAACUGACAAGAUCUGCGACCUCGAAAGGCGUUUGAACCCUGCUGUAAGCGAUACGUUGCUUCAAGAAAUCCGCACUGUUUCGAGAACGGCUACACAUGUUGCUCCUCACUAUCAUGUUGUGUCCAAAAAGAUAAACGGAUGGGGAGCGGUAUCGCCCGUUGUCAACUACCUCAGAGCUGUUCUCAUUGAAUCGAUUUACCGUCGCCUGGCAACGAUGUUCCCGGAGACAGCUAACUGGUUAACAUCGGCCGAUGAGAUUAUUCACGUUGGAAUCAAUGCAGUUAUCUAG
Messenger RNA from Psilocybe cubensis, 2256 nucleotides. RefSeq lists its product as uncharacterized. Gene Ontology annotation, biological process: potassium ion transmembrane transport. Gene Ontology annotation, molecular function: potassium ion transmembrane transporter activity. The record is from RefSeq and is a predicted model, not a curated record. Gene Ontology annotation, cellular component: membrane. The transcript has 22 exons. Lineage: Eukaryota; Fungi; Basidiomycota; Agaricomycetes; Agaricales; Agrocybaceae. Bases 1 to 2256 code for a protein of 751 amino acids.